AUGGCAUAUGAUGGAGAAAAGGUUCAACAAUCAUUAACAGAGAAGCAAAAAAUCCAGAAGAAAUAUUUUGACCGAGGAAGUAAAACUUUAACACCGUUACAGGAGGGAGAUAGUGUGAGGAUGAGAUGCGGAAACACCUGGGAACCAGCCAGGUUAGUGGGAGAAUCUAAACAAUGAGAACCUAGAUCGUUUGCUGAGACCGCUAAUAACAAAGAAUACCGGAGGAAUAGAAAACAUAUACUAAAGACUUCAGUAGAAAUUCGUUCAAGUCCAGAGAAGACCAGUACAAUAUACAUGGAAGAACCUGUUUAUAGUGAGUAUGAUACAGUGGGAGUAUAUGGUGAGAAGCAAAUUUAAACAAGUGUCAGUAGCAUACAAGAAGAAAUUAAUGGGACAUUAGUGAAAUCACCAGUUGCAAGUAAAGUUAGUGGCAGAGUCAUCAGAAGACAUGCCAGGUAUAUGUCUUGAUUUUGUCUAGUACAUCAGUUUAAUUCAUUAUAAUGUAUAUUAUCUUAAUGGUUUAAAAAAAAACGAACAAAAAAAUUAUAGCCGUUAAUUGACAUCUUAGAAACAAGUAGCUUAUUGACAUUGAUGGGCAUUUUUCAUAUUUAAAACUUUAAUAGUAAUCUAGUAGCUUAUUAACACUUAUGGAGAUUUUUCAUAUUUAAAACUUUAAUAACUUAGCUUAAUUAGACAUAGAAAGGAGGUGUAACGAUAUAUGUUUGGGUUACAUGCGCUGUAGAUAGUAUAAAUAAGUUGAAUGAGGAAUUCAAUACAUAUGACAUACCGCCAUCUCGUAUUCGGAGUUAUUACAAUAACCUUAUAGAACACGCGAAAAGCUUGAAAGUGAGGAGGAAAUAACAACACAGAAACGAAGGGAAUUUGCGGGAAUAACCGUCCAUAAGGAACCUCUCUAUAUUCGGAUUAAGGCUCCAAAAGCAGAAAAGGACAAACAGGAGGAAAAUAUAGAACUUGAAACAGAUCCCGGAAGACGCAAAAUUAUGCAAGGGGGUAGGGACGUUGCCGAACAGGGUAUAGUUAACGCCAACCUAGAGAUGGGUCAACAACCCGAAUCAAAAGAGGGAAUACAUAG
Paramuricea clavata is the source of this 1093-nucleotide messenger RNA. NCBI's taxonomy places the organism in Eukaryota, Metazoa, Cnidaria, Anthozoa, Malacalcyonacea, Plexauridae. The record is from the annotation of a GenBank genome assembly.